Molecule: messenger RNA, 4483 nt
Organism: Xyrauchen texanus (razorback sucker)
Lineage: Eukaryota; Metazoa; Chordata; Actinopteri; Cypriniformes; Catostomidae
Product: serine/threonine-protein kinase 17B-like
Exons: 7
Coding region: 662-1726 (354 amino acids)
Biological process (GO): protein phosphorylation; positive regulation of apoptotic process; intracellular signal transduction
Cellular component (GO): nucleus
Molecular function (GO): ATP binding; protein serine/threonine kinase activity
Source: RefSeq, a predicted model, not a curated record
UCUGAGCAGAAUUUGAAACUGUAGAACCGGUGGCGGACAAGAGCCGAAUCCACAAUCUUACCGAAUUCGACUCAGUUCAGAAUGUAGUAACUACAUUAGCGUGUUUACUUUUCUUUCAUCUGCCUUUAGACUUUAUUUUUAGACAGUUUCUCAGUUGAAAGACAGUUGUUAUUCUCGUGAGAAAAGGAAGACUGUCCGCACUGAACUUUUAGGUCGUGAUUUUGACGUCCGUGGAAAGGAAGCGCUGGCUGUAGCCGUCGGGUUUGAACGAGAUGAGACGAAUUUCCGUCUACAUUAGUCUGUAUGUAAAGGACAGAAUUUAAUCUGGGAGUUUUAGCUGAUUCAUUGAGGGCUAAGUGUGCUAAGCCGUGCUAGCUGCUGGAGACUAGCAUCGGUUAUCGCGAACAAACUGAACUAAACCCUCUCCGAUAAAACGGCUUCGUGUAGCUUCAACAGAAUAACAGCGAACUUAAUUAUUUCCCUUUCAGUCUCUUCCAACGUUAACGGCGUAUUCAUCAUGUUAAGAGUCCUGUAGUGUUUUUUUUUUCCUUCUCUCUACUGGUGGUGACUCUGAACAUGAGCUGUGUGCUGGUGAAGUGAUAAUAACCAGUCAGCACUCUUCACUGGAUACUCGCAGGAUCCUCGCCGGAGUUUAGUGGUGAUGGCACGGAGGAGGUUGGACAGUCGCAGUGGAUCCUCGGCUCUGCUGUCAGAGAUCCACACACAGAUCCACACGGAUACUCUGGACGCGGUGUUUGACAUGAACAACGAGCUGGGCAGAGGGAAGUUUGCAGUGGUGAAGAGGUGUGUUGAAAAGGCCACAGGGAAAGUCUUUGCUGCAAAGUUCAUCAAGAAGCGGCGACGAGGUCGAGACUGUAGAGCUGAGGUCAUUCAUGAGAUCGCUGUUUUGGAAGCAGCAAAGAACAACCCUCGUGUAGUGAACCUGCACGCUGUGCAUGAGACCGAUCAUGACCUCGUUCUACUGCUAGAAUAUGCGGCGGGUGGUGAGAUAUUUGACCACUGUUUGUCAGAGGAGCUGCUGCCCGAGGGUCAGAUCACUCGUCUGAUCAGACAGACACUAGAGGGAAUUCAUCUACUACACCAGAGCAGUGUGGUCCAUCUGGACUUGAAGCCCCAGAACAUUCUCCUGACCAGUCUUAGCCCAUUGGGGGAUAUAAAGAUUGUGGAUUUUGGACUGGCCCGCAGGUUGGGUUCAGCUGGAGAACUCCGAGAGAUUCUGGGCACCCCUGAGUUUGUAGCCCCCGAGAUCCUGAACUAUGAGCCAAUCACAACAGCAACAGACCUUUGGAGUGUGGGUGUUAUAACCUACAUGCUGGUGACAGGAGAGUCUCCCUUCGCUGGCGAUGAUAAACAGGAGACAUUUCUAAAUGUAUCUCAGGUGAACGUGGACUACAGCAGAGAGGCAUUCUCAAGGGUCUCUGAGCUGGCUGUCGACUUCAUCCGGAAAUUGCUGGUCAAAGCACCAGAGGAUCGUCCCAGUGCAGCAGACUGCAUGACCCAUCCCUGGCUGUGGCUCCAUUGUACAGGUUCUGAUCUGAUCCCUGUAACCCCACGCACUCCCCGGGAAAGGAAUUUCGGUGGGAAAUGGUCUGCGCCACCCGAGGACCCUGAAGACAAAGAGAACAUUCUGGAAUCACCACACGCCAAGAGAUUUCGUUUUGAAGAGGAUAUGUCUGCCACAGGGGAUGGUGAACACUUAUGCUGAUCCAAAAGGGAAUUGCACUUGCACUGAAUAGCAACAUUUCUAAUUUUUGGUCCUUUUUGUUGGCCUGAGGACUCUCCCAUGCAGCACCAGCACAAAUGCUUCUCUCCUAAUGCUGUUUUUACCAUCCUUUGGCCACACCAAAGAUGAUCUUUACACAAAAGGGCCAAGUCUGGUGUAAUAUUAUAUAUUAAUAUUAUUAUAGUGAAAUUCUAAAAUUUAUGUCACUGUCCUGUUUCAAGAUUUUGAGUUGUUUUUUCCUGUCUUAUUCUGAUUUUAAAUGUAUAAUUUGAAUAUGUUAUUUGUUUUUUAAUGCCAUUCAUUAUCUUGACCGUAAUUCCAUUACUCUACUCAAAGCAACAAUGACAAGCUACUAAAGCAACAAAAAGGAGGGAUUUGAAAACAUGUGACAGACAGUGCACAUUCCAUGUUUUUUAUUUCGCUUUAUUUAUGAAGGACCUGAGAUUUUGAGCACAUAAUAUAUUUUAAAAUGAGUUUUUCUGCUUGUACACAAUAUAAUGUUUUUCUGUGUUUUAGUGUCAAUAGGAUGAUAUUUAAAUUAAUAAUUUUAAAUUCACAGUUCAUUGUUUUGGUUGUAUGAUUAGACCCCUGUUGAUUCAAAAGUGAAACUUAAAAAUGUUCAGUAUCGGAAUGCUCACUGUUUAUGGGGUUGUUUUGAAUUACAUCCUCUUAAUUGUCAUAUUGAAACAUCAGCGAGCUUCAUAAAAAUGUGUCUCAACACAGGCACAACACACCCUAGAUUACACAAAUAUGUGUUUGUAUUCGAACUUCCUCCUAGAGAAUGACUAUAAAAAUGCAGGAAAGCGCUUAAACCCCUUAUUGUAUGAGAAUGUCACUAAAAUAAGAGAAAACAGAAGAUUUUUAACAGUAUUGAAUUUAGUGAAUUAAGUGUAUCUAUUGAUUUUAAAAUGAAAAUUAUCCUCUUAUACUAUUUCCUUUUUUUACUGCCAUCAUAUUGUAUAAUAAAUGUAUUCUACGAGCAUUGAAUGCUGUUCUUAAGCAACAUUCUAGAAUUCCCUACAGCAGGCCUAAUGGCGUAUUAAUUUGGGAGCCUAUGAUAUGCAUAAUUUUUAAAUGACAAUUAAUUUUAUCUAUGCACCAAUCUGAGGUAACUCAGGGUUUUUUGAUUUGUUACCUUUUUGUAGAGAUGUAUUAAGCUAAUGUCAUUAACCAUGGAGGUAUCAGUACUUGUUCAUUCCAAGCCUUGUUCUCAGGGUUAGCUGUAACUGCACAGUUUACCAGAAUGUUUCUUGAGUGCCUUUCUGUGCAGUUUUUCUGUGUUUAUGAGCUGGACACCCUCACUUAAUCUCGUAGUACAAAUACAGCACAUUUCACCAUUGAUAUUGAUAGAUCCAACACACUUUUUGUCAAGUUGGACUAAAAGCUAUGAACUUGGUAAUUAAAGAUAUAUGCAGUGGGAAAUGGAAAGGAAAAAGCAAAGAAAAAGUGUUAAUUGUCAAUGGAAAAGUGUUUAAGUUAUAUUAAUAGUCUUAGGUAAAAAAUAUUGUCAUGCUCUACAUAUUCUAUGUAAAGAGUUGGCUGUUGGUUUUGGUGCACAAGGAUGCGAUUUUGAUAUUUGGAUUUUGUUGGAUUAUGUUCAGAUAGUAAAGUAUGUUUGGUUAUGAUGAAAGUAAGGUAUAUGUGUUCUGGAAUGAAAUUGAAUUGAAGGCAAAGGAAUGUUAGAAUAAGCAAAACUGAUAUUAUGGUGCAAAACAGAUUGGAAUAAGAAUGCACAUCACAAAGUGUGCAGUAAAGCAAUGAAAACAAGGCUUUUUUAAUUUUAUUUAAUACUGUAUAUUGUUGAUUGCUUUUGCAACUGGUUGUUAGAACUGGAAUUGUUAGUAUGUCAGUAUUCAGUCUUGGAGGUUGAGGCCUUCAGCUUUUUGUUCUCUGUUUAAGAGGUGUGAAGAGCUCAUCUGUGUUUGUGUGCUCAGGGCUUUAUGGGUUCCAAGAGAUGUCACCAGCAUGCACUCAUAAUAGGCCUAUUGUCUCCCAAGACGACAGGCUCUUGUCAUGGUCGUGUGCUCACUGUAUGCUGUCAUCUUAAAGGAAAACUUGAAUCUAUUCAAUCUAUUUCCCCUGCCUGGGGAAGCUUAGAUGUGGGUAAGGGAUGUGAGGUGUUUGAAGAUGGAAUUCAUUAGAGAAUAGGCCAGGCUUUCGAAUGCAUUUCAAAACAGUCAUUGUGGUUUUACAGAAAGCUUGCCAUGUCUUGACACAUACUUUGUAACGUUGCAAGGGGACACUUAAGGGAUAAACUUUGUAGAUAAUUGUCCUACUUUUCUAGGAGUGGCAGGAUAUGGGAAAAUUACUGGAUGCUUCAUUUGAUUAUUAAAUUUGUGUAUUUUGAAAUGUACUGGAAUAAAUGAGUGUAGCCAUUGCAAAGUCUUGUAAAGGAUGCACCCUUAAUAUAGAUUUGAUAUUACUAAUUUUAUGGACAAAUUCACAAGUUUAACAAAUUCAGUGAUCAAACAUUUCCCAUUUAUUUUAUAAUGAGACAUGAUAGCCCUCACACAUCCACAUUAUGAUUUAUUUUAAUAAUUUAAAAGGGUAUAAUAUCUAAAACUUGUUCUGAUACCUGGACUGAAUAAAUUUGUAUAUUUCUGAAAUUCACCAUUGGACUCCUUUUUCUCAAUGUCAAUGGAAAUGUAUAAAUGUAGAGCUACUGCCUUAAAGUUCAAGGAUAGUUAAGCUAUAGAGAAUAGGUGAGUGAAGAUCAGACCAAUUUUUCCAGGUUUACCU